This is a messenger RNA of Tarenaya hassleriana, 762 nucleotides long. RefSeq names its product uclacyanin 1-like. Bases 31 to 642 code for a protein of 203 amino acids. Gene Ontology annotation, cellular component: plasma membrane. NCBI's taxonomy places the organism in Eukaryota, Viridiplantae, Streptophyta, Magnoliopsida, Brassicales, Cleomaceae. Gene Ontology annotation, molecular function: electron transfer activity. The record is from RefSeq and is a predicted model, not a curated record. The transcript has a single exon.
UUCAAACAAAAAACCCCAAAAGGAAAAGGAAUGGAAUAUCUAUAUAAACCCGUCAUGGGUCCUUCAAAGUUUCUCACUUUCAGCAACCCUUUCGAUAGUUUUCGACUUUGUCCUCUCGUUCUACGCAUCAAAAUGGCGAUAACAAAGAACGUGAUCAUCAGUUUCUUCAUGCUCGUGACCAUUUCUCUCUUCGUAGGAUGCGUGGGAACAACGCACAAGAUCGAGGGAUGGGCACCGGGUGUCGACUAUUACACAUGGGUCACGUCAAGACACUUCCAAGUGGGUGACUCUCUCGUCUUCGAGUACAACAAGGAUUUCCAUGACGUGACAGAAGUUGCGAGUCCUUUAGCUUUCGAGUUCUGCGACCUCUCUUCCACCAUAGCAAGAUACAAAACCGGUUAUGACGUGGUUAACCUCACACGUCCUGGUCGUUACUACUACGUCUGCGGAGCUCCUGGUCACUGUCAAGCCGGACAGAGAUUUGACAUCCUGGUCACAUCUCCCCAAGUUGUGGAGAAGUCACCUUCUUCCUUCUCUCCUUCACCCUCCGCUCCUCUGCACAGCGCUGCCUCAAGCUCUCUAUUUUCUCGGCUCGGCCUCAUCUUUCUUUUCUUGGUUCUGUUACCAUUAUUUCUUGUUUGAUCGUUUUUUAGAUUAGCCCACGAGACGUUUUUCGUUCUUUCUCCAAGCUUUUGUCUUUUUCUGUCAUUGGAUAGUGGUCUUUUGUAAUAAAGUUUGCAAUUAGUGAUAUUGUUUUUAUGA